AUGGAAAAGCAAACGCUCAUUGAUGCACAUAUUUGGUUGAUGCUUUUUGUUUGGCUUCUUGCUGUACCAGCAGCGAUUGCAUUAUCUGCUUGGGGACGAGAACAUGAUAAGCCGUGGUGGGCCAAAGCGCACAAAUUGAUCAUGGCGAUCUGUGUGACCAUUCCAAUGACGGUGGCAGCUGCCUUUGGCAUCAUUGCAACAGGGGGAUUCCGAGCUAAACCCCAUAUGAUUAUUGGUCUUAUUGUAGUAGCAGGUGCAUGGUUUCAGAUCCUAUUGGGUGUCGUCAAUCAUAUCAUCUUUCGCGUACGAGGACGUGCCAAGGGCGCUGCAAGGCCGUGGCAUAAUGGUUUACAUGUGUGGUUGGGUCGUGUCUUGUUGCUGCUCGCCGUGGUGAACAUCCCUAUUGGCUUUGCCAUGCAUCGUUCAGGACCUGCAUGGUUCAUUGUCUAUGGCAUCUGGGUCUUUGGUGGAUGCGUGGGUGCAUUAUUGUUAUUCAGACAUAUCGUGUUACUACGAGCAGCCAAAUCACAACAACAAGAACAUCAUCCUGAAGAACGCGUAAGAGCAUCCUUUGAGGUGGAUGAAAAAGGAUCCAUUGUCCAUAACGAAGAUGCCAACAACAACAGCAACAAGACAAAGGAAUAG
Lichtheimia ornata is the source of this 645-nucleotide messenger RNA. RefSeq lists its product as uncharacterized. The transcript has 2 exons. Bases 1 to 645 code for a protein of 214 amino acids. NCBI's taxonomy places the organism in Eukaryota, Fungi, Mucoromycota, Mucoromycetes, Mucorales, Lichtheimiaceae. The record is from RefSeq and is a predicted model, not a curated record.